This is a messenger RNA of Hydra vulgaris (swiftwater hydra), 1311 nucleotides long. The record is from RefSeq and is a predicted model, not a curated record. NCBI's taxonomy places the organism in Eukaryota, Metazoa, Cnidaria, Hydrozoa, Anthoathecata, Hydridae.
UCAAAGUUUAGUUAGCGGUGUGUUUUUAUUAUUAGAAAUUUGGUACUAGUAUUGGAAGUUUGGCGAAAGAAGUAAUAAACUAUUUUGUUUAUACUUAUUUUGGGUUAAAGAUGCCACAUCCUGGUGUUAAAAGAUACAAAGUCAAAUGCAAAGUCAAGAACUGUUCACAUUCAAUUUUUGAUAAUGACUAUCGGAUGACACAUAAUCGAAUUUAUCAUUUGGAUUAUAUCCGAAACCAUAAAGGGAUACCUUAUGAGAAGUAUGGCGCACCACGAAACCCUUUUGAAACCAAUUCGGCAAUAAAUUCCCAAUUGUGCAGCAAAAUAAGUUUGUCUAAAAUUAAUUUCAAUGCCCAAAAACUUUGCCCAAGCAACAUUACAAAUGAAGUGGAAAUGAAUAUCAAUGAAAAUCUGACAAAAAUCUUUGAAGCAAUUGAAAAUGAAUCAUCUGAAAUUGAAUGUGAGAUAAUAAAUGAGAGUAAAAACAUUGAUAUUACUAAUGAUGAAAUACUAGCAGUGCCUGAAAUUUUUGAUUUCUGUGAUCAAACUCUGUUAGUAGAAUCCCAACCGAGUGAUGUUAAUUUAUUGGAAAAAGAAACUACGUUUUCAGAUUCGGUGGGUAUAUUUGCAAAGCUGUGUAAACUUUUAAGUGAGUGCGAAUUAAAACUAGAUGAAGUGAAAAAUACAGACAAUUUACAUUUGGAAAAACUUCUCAUUGAAAUGACAGAGCUUGCUUCUGAGGUAAAAAUUUCAGCAGAGAAUGUUUUGGAUGCCAAUGACCAAGCUCUUGCAAACAUUUUAAACAAAAGAAAAUAUGAUAAUAUUGAAACACUUACUACAAAAAAUUUCUUUCUUUCGCAUGAUCCUGACCAGCGUUCGAAAAUUGAAAAUGAUAAUCUAAGAAACUAUCUAAUUGAGCUUGGACCACAUCAAGUAAAACUUAAUAACUUUCCUAUCAAUAAAGAUAUUGACAAAAGGAAGCAAAAUCGUUUUUCAUCAUUGUGGUACAAAGAAUACCCUCACUUAGAGUACAGCAUACUUAAAGAUAGCGCAUUCUGCUAUGUAUGCUGUCUCUUUCCAAAUAGACCAGGUAGAGAGAAUAGUGAAGUUGCUUGGGUUGAAAACGGUAUCCGCACGUGGCAUAAAAUGAAGAGUCGAGGUAAGAAAGGUAAAAGAGGAAAACUAUCAGAACAUUUUUCAUCAAAAUCUCAUAAUUAGACUAUUGCAAUUAUUGUAAUAGUGCUCAACAUAUUAAUCUCCUCUUGGACAAGAAACAAAGACAAAUUGUUAUUAGUGAAAAAGAAGAAAUGGA